Messenger RNA from Cygnus atratus (black swan), 1564 nucleotides. RefSeq lists its product as uncharacterized. Gene Ontology annotation, cellular component: nucleosome. The transcript has 4 exons. Gene Ontology annotation, molecular function: structural constituent of chromatin; protein heterodimerization activity; DNA binding. The record is from RefSeq and is a predicted model, not a curated record. NCBI's taxonomy places the organism in Eukaryota, Metazoa, Chordata, Aves, Anseriformes, Anatidae. Gene Ontology annotation, biological process: nucleosome assembly.
UCGGCUCAGGCGGCGGCAGCAGCAGCAGCAGCAGCAGCGCCAUGUCCGGCAGAGGCAAGGGCGGGAAGGGGCUCGGCAAGGGGGGCGCCAAGCGGCACCGCAAGGUGCUGCGCGACAACAUCCAGGGCAUCACCAAGCCGGCCAUCCGGCGCCUGGCGCGGCGCGGCGGCGUCAAGCGCAUCUCGGGGCUCAUCUACGAGGAGACGCGCGGCGUGCUCAAGGUCUUCCUGGAGAACGUGAUCCGCGACGCCGUCACCUACACCGAGCACGCCAAGCGCAAGACGGUCACGGCCAUGGACGUGGUCUACGCCCUCAAGCGCCAGGGGAGGCACCCACCCACCUUACUUCACUCGCUGUAGCUCUUGUUGGCGAUGGCGCGCACGAAGCAGACGGCGCGUAAGUCGACGGGCGGGAAGGCGCCCCGCAAGCAGCUGGCCACCAAGGCGGCCCGCAAGAGCGCGCCGGCCACGGGCGGCGUGAAGAAGCCGCACCGCUACCGGCCCGGCACGGUGGCGCUGCGCGAGAUCCGCCGCUACCAGAAGUCGACGGAGCUGCUGAUCCGCAAGCUGCCCUUCCAGCGGCUGGUGCGCGAGAUCGCGCAGGACUUCAAGACCGACCUGCGCUUCCAGAGCUCGGCCGUGAUGGCGCUGCAGGAGGCGAGCGAGGCCUACCUGGUGGGGCUCUUCGAGGACACCAACCUCAGCAGCAGAAGCGCCAUGUCCGGCAGAGGCAAGGGCGGGAAGGGGCUCGGCAAGGGGGGCGCCAAGCGGCACCGCAAGGUGCUGCGCGACAACAUCCAGGGCAUCACCAAGCCGGCCAUCCGGCGCCUGGCGCGGCGCGGCGGCGUCAAGCGCAUCUCGGGGCUCAUCUACGAGGAGACGCGCGGCGUGCUCAAGGUCUUCCUGGAGAACGUGAUCCGCGACGCCGUCACCUACACCGAGCACGCCAAGCGCAAGACGGUCACGGCCAUGGACGUGGUCUACGCCCUCAAGCGCCAGGGGCGCACCCUCUACGGCUUCGGCGGCUAAAGCGCGCAGGCAGCUCUCGGACCCUCUCGACACACCCCAAAGGCUCUUUUCAGAGCCGCCCACUUUGUCUUAUGAAAGAGCUGUGAUAUUGCGUGUAUUGUUUGAAAGGGCCGUCUGCUGAAGUUUCUGUCUCUUAGUAGAGUCUUUGUAUUGUCAAUUACUGUUUCCUAAGAGCUUAUGGUAAUGGUGGUUUCAUGUUUUCCCUUCCCAAUAUUAAUUACAAAGUUGCUUGUGUUGUGUAAAAGAUUCUUUCUUCGGUUUUUUAAUUCCCCUGUGAAUGCUGAGCACGCUGCUAAGACUUAGUGUGCUUUGUGACCAAAACAAUGAUUUCCUAAUCACAAAUUUUUCCUUUUCACAGAACUAUGCGUAAUCUGGAAUACUAUUCAAUAUAUUAAUACUUACAAUCUUUUCUUAUAGCUGAAUACAGGUUAUCUACAUUUAGAGAAAAAGGGGAAACUCAUGAAAAAAAUGAAAAUUCGUCCCAUAUGAAUGUUACCUUUCUGAUAAUAUUUCUAAAUAAAUUUUCUUAACUGUAA